AUGCUAACGCGGCACACCAGUCAUGAUUCAAAAGGAUUAUCAAUUUUUUUGGAUGAUUAUAGAAGCGGCAAAAUUAUUGAUUCCUCAGCAAAGCCUGUGACGUGCGCUUUUGGAUUUGGACGACGAUUUCCUGUCGAUUGUGAUUCGUCAUUUUUACCACAAAACGGCUUAGGGCUGCUUGCCCAACAGUAUACCUUUCCAGACCAAGGUACAUCUACUAGGCUCGUAGCCAAGAUAGUAUAG
This is a messenger RNA of Plasmopara halstedii, 243 nucleotides long. RefSeq lists its product as uncharacterized. Bases 1 to 243 code for a protein of 80 amino acids. The transcript is spliced from 2 exons. NCBI's taxonomy places the organism in Eukaryota, Oomycota, Peronosporomycetes, Peronosporales, Peronosporaceae. The record is from RefSeq and is a predicted model, not a curated record.